Molecule: messenger RNA, 1101 nt
Organism: Elaeis guineensis (African oil palm)
Lineage: Eukaryota; Viridiplantae; Streptophyta; Magnoliopsida; Arecales; Arecaceae
Source: RefSeq, a predicted model, not a curated record
AGAGAGAGAGAGAGAGAGGAAAUAGAAAGAGCACAAACCCUUCCCUCUCGCUUCCUUUCGCCUUGGAAGCACCGCUUCCCUUCCCUCUCUCGCGCUACGUCUCUCGCGGUCUCCCCUCCCUCUCUACGCCUUCUUAGCUUCUUCUUUUGCUCCCACUUAUCUCUCUCGGUGGAACCGAAGAGUGGGAGGAAGUUUAGCUGAGAGGUAUCGAAGAAGGGAGAAGAGGAUCGGAGAUGGAGGACGGCAGGAUUUCUCUUUCUCCGCCCUCUACCUCCUCCGCCGCGGAAUCGAACUUUUUUCAUAACUAUCCUCUCAUCUCGGCUCUCCUGGCCUUCGCCAUCGCCCAGUCUGCCAAGUUCUUUAUUACCUGGUACAAGGAAAAACGUUGGGAUGCCAAGCAACUUAUUGGAUCUGGUGGUAUGCCAUCAUCCCAUUCUGCCACAGUGACAGCACUGGCUGUUGCUAUUGGAAUUAAAGAUGGCUUUGGUAGUUCCAUGUUUGCUAUAGCAGCAAUAUUUGCAAUUGUGGUAAUGUAUGAUGCUUUUGGUGUUCGAUUACAUGCUGGAAAGCAGGCGGAGGUGUUGAAUCAAAUUGUAAUUGAACUUCCAGAAGAACAUCCUCUUGCUGACACAAGGCCACUGCGUGAACUUCUUGGCCAUACCCCACCUCAGGUUGUUGCUGGUGCCAUCUUGGGGUUUGUUGUUGCUGUCGGUGGGCGCUUGAUCAACAAAAUUGCCAGUUAAACUUGAUGUUCAUAAUGGCAAAUACAACACGACUUCAAACUCCUGUUGCUGAUCAUUGCAGCAUAGGAAAGUUUAAUCCAGACUAGAGAUCCGAAUUAGUUUCUGGGAUACAAAUAUUGUAACCAUGUAUAGUAUUGUGAUUGACAUUGGAUGUUGGGUUUGUGAUUGAACUUCUUUUCAUUGGGUGUUGCUUCAUGAAGUGUAACGGUUUAACGAUCCAUUCUUUAUGUGACUGGACCAUGUCAACUUAUGGGUUUGCUUAAAGUCUCAGAAAAUAUUCAUGCAAAUUAGUUUCCUGGGUAUGAAUUAUGAGACCAUAUUAAAAUGAGGAGAUCAAUAUUGGACAUGCUGUUUGCAA